Messenger RNA from Vidua chalybeata, 8820 nucleotides. RefSeq names its product immunoglobulin like and fibronectin type III domain containing 1 (gene IGFN1). Gene Ontology annotation, molecular function: protein binding. The record is from RefSeq and is a predicted model, not a curated record. The coding region runs from base 1 to 7473 and encodes 2490 amino acids. NCBI's taxonomy places the organism in Eukaryota, Metazoa, Chordata, Aves, Passeriformes, Viduidae. The transcript has 24 exons.
AUGAGCAGCCAUCAGACAGUAAAAAUCUUCAAGAAAUCUUCUGUCCCAGGAGUUGUUAUCACUCAGUUUGUGAAUGAUGUUCCAGAAGGAUGCAGUACACCUGAUUUUGAGAAGAAACCACUCAGUCUGACAUUGCAAGAAGGCAAAAAUGCCAUUUUCAGAGCUGUGGUCAAAGGUGUCCCAGCUCCUGAGGUGAAAUGGUCGCGUACACGGAAAGGAAUGGAUGAGCCUGCCAAAUAUGAAAUGUCCUUCAAUAGUGCUACAAAUGAAUUCAUUCUGCAGAUCAAGAGCCUGGUUCUGGAUGACAGUGAUUUGUAUCGCUGCUGUGCUGUUAAUGCCUAUGGAGAGGCCUCCUGCUCUGCUGGCCUCAGGAUCAUCCAAGUUGGCUUUAAGAGGAAGGCAAAAUAUGUUCCUGUUCAUGCUGCUGAUGAGCUCAAGAAGACACUCCUGGACUCCAAGAAGCUGCUGAGGAAGAGGGUUGCAGCACCAAAACCGAAGCCCCUGGACAAAGAAGCUGUGUGGCAGCUGUUGCUGCAUGCAGAUAGGAGAGAUUAUGAGAAAAUCUGUUUGAAAUAUGGAAUUGUUGACUUCCGUGGGAUGCUGAGGAAGCUGCAGGAGAUGAGGAAGGACACAGAGAGUGAACAAGACAAGUUAAUUCACAGUCUCAAAAACUUUGAACACAUCAAAGUUGACAAGGAGGGAAAUGCUACUUUCAGCCUGGAGAUGGAGCUGAAAAACAGCAACAGCAACGUUUACCUGCUCAAGGACGGCGAGCGGCUCCGGUACGGGACAGGGGACGAGUACAGGAAGCACUGCCUGCGGAGAGUGGGGAGGAGGUACUACUUCACUGUCAAUGAUGUGCAGCCAGAGGACGCAGGGGUGUACCAGGUCAGGGUGGAGGACGUCCCUGUCUUCUCAACUGAACUGGAUGCUCAAGCCAUCCCGGCGCGGUUCCGGCAGCCGCUCUCCGACGUGCGCUGUGCCGAGGCCGGGGACGCCGAGUUCCAGUGUGUGCUGUGCAUGCCCUGCCACCAACCCCUGUGGCUGCACAAAAGCCACCCUCUCCAGGCCAGUGACAAGCACCAGAUCUCUGUGACACCUGAUGGCCUGACCCACAAGCUGAUUGUCAGGAACGUGGGGCCUUCGGACAGUGGCCUGUACACACUCGACGCGGGACAGGGCUCCUCCAGCGCCUGGCUCCUCGUGGAGUAUGCCAAAGGAAAGAGGAGACAGGAUGAAGGAGAAAAGAUUGGAAGGGAGACAUCUGAGUGGCUGAAAGAAACAAUGGCAGACAAUGAAAGGGCGAGGAAGCUUCGUCGCCAAGAACAAGCUGCUGCUGAAGAUCGUCCUUCCUUUUCCACAUCCUCUGGUGUGGAGAAAAGUGGCUGGUACAGAACAGGUCAAGGCAGCAGUCAAGGCAGGGGCCAAGGACACUCCAUUGAUUCUGAUGAUGGAAGCCAAAGAUUUUUGGGAAAAGAAGGGCUACGCAAAACCCAUGUGAAUGGAGAGAUGGGGUCUGGGCAGUUUUCUGGAGCAGGUCUAGAUGGAGACUCGGCAGCCAAUGACGGCAGCAUCUUUGGACUAAAAGGCUUCGGGGGCAGAAGUGGGUUAAAGGCUGUCCAUGGCAUGGACUCUGUGUCAGGCAGAGCAGGUCCUGGUGGUGCAGUAGGAGGGGCAGGUGAAUGGAAUUCUGUGGAUGGCAGAGGUGAAGGUUUGCUGGGUGCUGCUAACAUUGACAUGGAUGAUGGAGAAGGUUUGGGCUCUCAGCAUGACAAGGAUGGGAAUUUAGGUGAUGCCAGUUACAGAGUGGGUUUUGGGGGUGCUGGGAGGUUCAGUGGUGGAAGUUUUGUGCCAGAUGGGCUUGAUCCUGAUUCAGCUGGAGUGGGAGCCAGAGGAAUGAGUUCCCACCAUGGCAAGGAUGGGCAUGCCACUGUGGGUGAUAUGAAUGGAGCAGGUAUAAACAGAGAGGGACAAACAGGGACUCCCUAUGGCAAGGAUGGCCUGACACCUCAUGCCAGUGGUCAGUUAGGGCAGACAGGAAGAUCUGGCUCAUUGUAUGGGCCAGGAGGUCUUCCAGGUGGAGAUGGGGCUACAUCUGGUACAGGUGGCAAUUCCAUAGGAGAAAUGGAGGCUUUGUAUGGUCCAGGUGGUCAGGCACUGGGACUGGCUGGUGGUGCUGGUGGAGCUGGUGCAGGGGGAUUUGGGUCUCCCUAUGGAAAGGAUGGUCUCCCAGCUGGGGGUGGUUUUGGUGGUGUUGGUGCAGGGGGACUUGGAGCUCCCUAUGGGAAAGAUGGUCUUCCAAUUGGAACAGGUGCUGGUGGGGCUGGUGGUGCAGGGGAACAUGGAUAUCUCUAUGGAAAGGAUGGUCUCCCAGCUGGGGCUGGUGGAGCUGGUGCAGGAUUUGGAGAGGCUUUGUAUGGUCCAGAUGGUCGGCCACUUGGAGCAGGUGUUGUUGGUGCUGGUUCUGCAAGUGGCAGGGGAAUUGGAGCUCCCUAUGGAAAGGAUGGUCUCCCAGCUGGAGCAGGUGCUGGUGUUGGUGGUGCAGGGGGAGUUGGGGGUUCCCAUGGAAAGGAUGGUCUCCCAGUUGGAGUAGGUGCUGGUAGGGCUGGUGGUGAAGGGGGAGCUGGAGUUCCCUAUGGAAAGGAUGGUCUGCCAAUUGGAGCAGGUGUUGAUGGUGGUGUUGGUGCAGGGGGACUUGGAUCUCCCUAUGGAAAGGAUGGUCUCCCAGCUGGAGCUGGUUUUGGUGUUGGUGGUGCAGGGAGACCUGGAGCUCCCUAUGGAAAGGAUGGUCUCCCAGCUGGAGCAGGUGCUGGUGGUGCAGGAGGAUUUGGGGAGGCUUUGUAUGAUGGUCGGCCACUUGGAGCUGGUGUUGGUGCUGGUGGGGGUGGUUCUGGUGCAGGGGGAUUUGGAUCUCCCUAUGGAAAGGAUGGUCUCCCAGCUGGAGCUGGUGGAGCUGGUCUAGGAGGACUUGGAGAGACUUUGUAUGGUCCAGAUGGUCGGCCACUUGGAGCAGGUAUUGGUGGGUCUGGUGGUACAGGGGGACUUGGAUCUCCCUAUGGAAAAGAAGGCCUCCCAGCUGGAGCUGGUGGAGCUGGUGCAGGAGAAUCUGGAGAGGCUUUGUAUGGUCCAGAUGGUCGGCCACUUGGAGCAGGUGUUGUUGGUGCUGGUUCUGCAAGUGGCAGGGGAAUUGGAGCUCCCUAUGGAAAGGAUGGUGUCCCAGCUGGAGCAGGUGCUGGUGUUGGUGGUGCAGGGGGAGUUGGGGGUUCCCAUGGAAAGGAUGGUCUCCCAGUUGGAGUAGGUGCUGGUAGGGCUGGUGGUGAAGGGGGAGCUGGAGUUCCCUAUGGAAAGGAUGGUCUGCCAAUUGGAGCAGGUGUUGAUGGUGGUGUUGGUGCAGGGGGACUUGGAUCUCCCUAUGGAAAGGAUGGUCUCCCAGCUGGAGCUGGUUUUGGUGUUGGUGGUGCAGGGAGACCUGGAGCUCCCUAUGGAAAGGAUGGUCUCCCAGCUGGAGCAGAUGCUGGUGUUAGUGGUGCAGGGGGAGUUGGGGGUUCCUAUGGGAUGGAUGGUGUCCCAGUUGGAGCAGGUGCUGGUGGGGCUGGUGCAGGGGCAUUUGGGUCUCCCUAUGGAAAGGAUGGUCUCCCAGCUGGAGCUGGUGUUAGUGGUGCAGGAGAGGCUUUGUAUGGUCCAGAUGGUCAGCCACUUGGAACAGGUGUUGGUGGUGCUGAUUCUGUGAGUGCCAGAGGAACUGGAGCUCCCUAUGGAAGGAAUGGUGUCCCAGCUGGAGCAGGUGUUGGUGAUGCAGGGGGAGUUGGAGGUCCCUAUAGAAAGGAUGGUGUCCCAGUUGGAGCUGGUGUUGGUGGUGCAGAGGGAGUAGAGGGUCCCUAUGGAAAGGAUGGUCUCCCAGCUGGAGCAGGUACUGGUGUUGGUGGUGCAGUGGGAGUUGGGGGUCCCUAUGGAAAGGAUGGUGUCCCAGUUGGUGCAGGUGUUGGUGGUGCAGGGGGAGUUGGGGGUCCCUAUGGAAAGGAUGGUCUCCCAGCUGGAGCAGGUGCUGGUGUUGGUGGUGCAGUGGGAGUUGGGGGUCCCUAUGGAAAGGAUGGUGUCCCAGUUGGUGCAGGUGUUGGUGGUGCAGGGGGAGUUGGGGGUCCCUAUGGAAAGGAUGGUGUCCCAGCUGGAGCAGGUGCUGGUGUUGGUGGUGCAGGGGGAGUUGGGGGUCCCUAUGGAAAGGAUGGUGUCCCAGCUGGAGCAGGUGUUGGUGGUGCAGGGGGAGUUGGGGGUCCCUAUGGAAAGGAUGGUCUCCCAGCUGGAGCAGGUGCUGGUGUUGGUGGUGCAGUGGGAGUUGGGGGUCCCUAUGGAAAGGAUGGUCUCCUAGCUGGGGCAGUGGCAGGAGCUGCUCAUUUUUCUCUUGGAGGUGAGGAAGCAAUGGGAUCUGGCCAUGGCACGGAUGCCGCACUGAGCAGAGCUCUGGGAUAUGCAGGUGGAGCAGGAGGAGAGGGCUUUUCCAGGGAAGGCUCUGCACUGUGGGGUGCAGGGUCUCCUUAUUGUGAGGACAGAGGGUCAGCUGUAGCCACAGCUGGUGCAGGUGGAGUUGGGAGGUUGGGAGGGGAUGAAUGGGAUUCAGUCCAUGGUAAAGGAGGUGUGGGAGCUGCUGGUGGACCAGGUGGUGAAUAUGGGCUGGACGCACAUCUUGGCAGAUCUUCGAGAGGUGAAACUGGAAAGGGCACUGCCAGUGAUGUCAGAGGGCCAGGGAACAAAGGUUCAGCUGGUGACAGAGGGUCCCUGCCUGGUCCAGGAGGAGCCAGGGGAGAGGGCAGAGAUUUCAGACAGUUGGGCUCUCUCUAUGGUACGAAUUCUGCCUUUGGAGAGGCAGGGAGUAAAUCCCAUGACAGAUCUGUUGAUGGGAGUAGUUCAGGAGGGUUUGGUCAAGGUCCACUGAGUUAUGGCCAGAUGUCAGGUCCUUUUGGUGGACCUCCUUCAGCAAACCAGAGAAACCAGGAACCUGACGUGGAUCUUAAAGCAAAUGAUUCCCUGAACACAGAAAGCACAGCACAAAAGAGACGGAGUGUCCUGGAUGAUCUCAAAGUCCCACGCUGUUACCUCAACAAGCAGCUGGCGACCGUGCGAGUGCUGAAGGGGGACCCAGCUGAGCUGUCCUGCACUGUCAGCAAGGACAAUGUGACAGGAACCUGGUUUAAGGAUGGCCUAAAGUUAACAAGCAUGGAUGGAGUUGUCUUUGAAAAGAAAGGCCUUGUCCACAAACUGAUCAUUAACAAGGCUGAAGAUAUUCAUGCUGGGAAAUACAGGUUUGAAGGUGGAGAUGUAAAAACUGAAGCUUCAAUUUUUGUUGAAGAUCCUCCCCAGGUGGACAAAGUUCUCCUCAAGAACUUGACCAGUGUCCCCACAGUGGCCAAGGCUGGGGAGGGGGUGAAGCUGCGGAUCCCAUUCAAGGGUCGGGGGCCCAUCAGGGCGGCGUGGCUGAAGGACAGGAUGGAGCUGGGGGAUGACACCAGGAUCCGUGUGGACAAGACAGACACCUGCACCAUGCUGUCCAUUUCCAGCUGCGACAGGAGGGACUGUGGGGAUUACAAAGUCAGGCUCAAGAACGACAGUGGUGUCCUGGAGAUCAACCUAAAGCUCAUGGUGAUAGACAAGCCACAGCCUCCAGCAGGACCCAUCAAAAUUGUAGAAAGCUCCGCCAACAACAUCACAAUCCAGUGGAAGCCCCCAAAGGAUGAUGGGGGCAAACCAAUACAAAGGUACCUCGUGGAGAGGCAGCAGGUGGGCAGGAACGACUGGGAGACACUGGGAGAAACCCCCAGGAGCUGCACCAGCUUCACCAUGAGCAAAGUGGAGGAAGAGAUGAGCUACUACUUCAGGGUGAGAGCCAUGAAUGCCGAGGGAGUGAGCGAUGCGCUGGAGUCAGGGGAAGUGAAGGCUGCUGGUAAAGCUUCCCCUGGUGCCCCCGAUCCUCCUGAGAUCAUCAGUGCCAGCAGAGACACCAUCACCAUAUCCUGGAAAGCUCCUUGUAAAACUGGCACUUCCCAAAUUAUGGGAUACAUUGUUCAGAAACGCAAGAAGGGCACUGUGACCUGGCUGCCAGUCACCAAUGUGCCUGUCAAAGACAAGAAACUGAAGGUGACCAGCCUCAAGAAGGGUGUGCAGUAUGAGUUCCGUGUGGCAGCUGUCAAUGCUGCUGGCACAGGACAGCCCAGUGACCCCUCAGAGCCUGCCUUUGCCCGGGACCCCACCAAAUCUCCAGGCCAAGUGCAAGACCUUAAAGUGAGCAGCAGUGACAGCACCAGCGUCACCUUGACGUGGAACAAACCUGAAGUACAAGACGGGAAUGAUGUAAAAGGCUAUGAGGUGGAGAUGAGGCCCUGUAACAGCCUCAGCUGGACCAAGUGCUUCACCCUCCCUGCAGAGAGCACCUCGUGCAGGGUGCAGGGCCUGCAGGCCCGGGAGAAGCUGUUCUUGCGCGUCAGGGCCCUCGGCGACGGCGGCCCCGGGGAGGCCUCGGAGCUCGAGGCGUGUGCUGGAGCUGCUGCUGCCCUGGUCUCUCCCAGGUUACUGAUAGAUGACACAGUGAAAAGCUUCCUGGUUAUAAAAGCAGGGAAUCCCAUCAGGGUGAAGAUUCCCUUUGAGGGAUCUCCCGAGCCGCUGGUGACCUGGUUAAAGGAUGGGCUCCCCCUUCCCAGCCGGGCUGCUGUGAGCACCGAGGAUGGGAGCAGCCAGCUGCUGCUCAGGGCAGCCGAGCUCAGUGACAGCGGCACCUACACUGUGGAGCUUGGGGAUGGGCUGGGGAAAAGGGAAACCUUCAGCUUCCAGGUUCAAAUUACAGAUAUCCCUCAGCCCCCUGGAGCCAUCCAGCUGGAGGAGAACGUGCCCAACACGGUGACAGUGACCUGGGUCCCCUCAGCAUCUGAGCAGUGGGAGAAGAACCUGUAUUACACUGUCCUGAAACGGGAAUCCCAGAAGGGCCUGUGGCAUGUGCUGGGGGAUCUGAUCUACAACAACAAGUUCACCUUCACCAGGGUGGUCCCAGGCAGAGAUUAUUACUUCAGGGUUGUGGCAAAAAAUGACCUGGGAGCCAGUGAUCCAUCAGAGACUGUGCAGCCCUGGAGGAUCUGGAAAAAAAAAGCUGAAUUUCGAGUGAAAGCACAGAAAUACAGAGCAGUCAACCAGAACCAGCACCCGAGGUUCCUGGUGCCACUUAAGUCACACGUGGUGGUGACAGGCAGCGAGUGUCACAUGAGCUGUGCUGUUGGAGGCCAUCCUCCACCAAAAAUCACAUGGUACAAGGACAGCAGAGACCUCUCCAGAGAUCCCAACUACUUCUGCACCAACGACUUUGGAGUGUGCUCCCUGGUGGUGCUGGGGGUCACCAAGCACGAUGAGGGGGAGUACAUGGUGGAAGCCAGCAAUGAAGUGGGCCGUGCCUUCAGCAAAGCCUUCCUCGCCAUCAAAGACUCCUCCCUGUAGUGUGGCCCUGCUGAGAACAUCCCUGCAUGGCUCUGAGGAUGAGAAGGUUUUGGUGAGGACUCGUCCAUAUGAAGGCUGUGCAUUUCUUGUCAGUUGUUCGCAGUCUGAGGGUGUUAUUUUUCAGAUCCAGUAAUUGCAUGUGGAACAUGGUGCUGCAUUGCCAUUAAUACUGGGGGAAAAAAGCUUUAAGAGCACUGUUUUGUUUUUGUUUUUUUUUUUUUUUUAAUGAUCAGGCUUUCUAUGAGACCUUUAAAACACAGCUUAGAAGCUUCAGGAACACAGAAGAUGAGAGGAAAAAUAAUUGGCCGAAAUGAAACUUUCCACGGAGAACACAGGUGGGAGAGACCAUCCUGCUACACCUGCAACAAGGACCUUUUUGGACAUCAGGGAUCUUUAGUCCUUUCACAUAUGCUUUUUCAAGCCAUAACAAUCACUUUGGAUUCCAUGUGAUUCUCUGCAGGUUUCCCAAAUCUGGCAAAAGCAGUUCUGCAUAUGUUCUACUACCAGUAGCUGCUAAGUAGAUUAUCUUAAGUUUAAAAGAUCAUCUGCCUGCUCCUUUUGUCUGGGCAGGAGAUGAAACCUCAGACUAGCCUGACAUGGGGUAGGUGAAGCUCCCAGUGCAAAUGCAUGGGUGGGAAGGACUGGCAGGCUACAAUCACUGUGUGAGCAGAGCAACUCCCAAAAUCCACAGCAUGUGCCAUACAAAGGCUGUGUCAGUCCUGAAUCACCCCAGCAUCACCUGUGCAUCCUAACUGCCCCUGGUCACGGCACUGCUGGAAGGCUUUGCCUUGAGCAGAAAGAGGGGAAAAAUCCUUCCUGUCUGCCCAGAAAUACGAGGGACCCCCAGGGACCUCCUGCCAUGGCCAGGGGCUCCCAUCACUGGGCCUGGACAGCAAAAUGUUCUGGUGGCUGUAGGAGGAUGUCACAACCAGAGCACCAAGGGUACUUCGUGACAGGAGAGAGCAGAGCCGAACACAGCUGUGGGGCCGGAAUGUUUCCGGGAUUACAUUUUGUACAAUGUACAGAUGUACAUUGCUACAGAUGUAGCAGCAGUAGAUAAUGAAAUUAAACCACAAUUCAGUGAAAUCUACCCCGAGUCCAUGUUUAUUCUGGAGAAGGAAUCCCAGUCAGUUUCGGGAUCCCUGUCUGCUGCAGUUUCACAUGCGAUUGCUGCACAUGGUCAUCCCUCAUGGAAUUGCUCCCGCAGCUCCUCCUCCUGCGGGGCUGGAGGCAGGGGAUGUCACCUGCAGGGCAUAUUCGCUUCUUGACUGAAAAAUACAAGAACCAAGAUUGAUGGAAACCGGAACUGGAGUUGAGGGACCUCGGGAAGCCCCGGCACAGCAGGAG